UUUUGCUACUGACUGUGGACUUUGUCCUUCUCCUUUAUGAGGAAGCCUUGGGCGCAUAUUGUCGAAGAGCAGGAUUAAAAUAUGAGCUUGAUAUGUACCAAAGUGUAAACAAUACACAGGAAAAGUAAGAGCUACACUGAGCUGCCAAGAGUUAAAGGUCUGUUAGGUCAGGAUGUACAGGUCUAACAGUCCCUUUGGCCAUGACACCAGCAGCUAUGCAGGAUCCAUCCCAUCCACUGGUUAUUCCACGAUGGAUGAGGUGUCAUCACAGGUAUCAGGCCUGUCAAGGCCCAGUGCAAAGUCAAUUUACUUGCAGAGGAUGGAUUAUGCAACAUCAUUAAACAAGAUGAUGGAUAAAUUUCAGUACAGAGUGGAGCACUUAUUUACUUGUGAGCUGGAUGGGAGGGAGAUGAGAAACAUCAGAGACUGUGUGGAGCGUCUGAAGCUGCUGGAGGAGAUGGGUCGUGUGUGGGGUCAGAACAUGCUGCUGGAGGUGCGAGAUGCCAACCUGCUGCUCACAGACAUCGAAAGCAAGGAGGAGCUGGAUUCUUUGGCUCUCAGUGACAUCCACGACCUACAGGCUGUGCUGGACGCUGGCGUGUUCAACUCCCUGCUCACAGUGUCUGUCCAACAAAGGAGAAAACACACCACUACUGUCUACAUGUUCCAGUGUGACGAUAUCAGGGCUGAUUACGUUCAGAGGAAUCUCUUACAAGCACUGUCACGCAAGACAGAGGACUCAAGCAUCAGCAGGAAUGAAGGACUGACUGGACGUGAAAGAGUGAGAGCAUCUAACAAACCUGUGGUUGAGCCGGUGCCACAGUGGAGUAAUCCUGACUAUGAAGAUGAUUUCUCUGAGAUUGACCUGGACGAUGACAGAGCUUCAACAGAGGUACCAACUCCACUGCCAACUUACCGUGAAGAACCUUUACCUCCUCCUCGCCCGUACACAGAGCUGGACAGGAAUGUGGAUAUUUUGAAUCAUAUUUUCAAUGACAUAGAAAUCUUCAUGGGACAAGUAGCUGCAGCAGAAGCUAAAAAUACAAAGAAAAAGAAGAAAAAGAAAAAAGGAAAAGACAUGGAGGGAAUGCCCAGCACAGAAGAAUUUGCUACAUGUCUCCAUAAAGUCAAAUGUGGUUUCAACCUUCUGGGGGAGCUUAAUGGACAGAUCAGUAAUCCCAGUGCUGCUGAUUUUGUUCACUCCUUGUUCUCCACAUUAGCAUUUGUAGUACCUCACUGUCCUGAAACUCUGUCAUCGAACAUCGUGGCGCCGCUGCUGACGCCUCAAUGUAUUCGUCUCAUGAGUGAAGAGGCGUCUACGGAGGAGGACGAGCUGUGGCAGAGUCUGGGAGACCCCUGGAACAUCCCCAGUACCCAGUGGCCAGAGGAUGAUGAGGACAUCCCGACCUACACUCUGGUGUUCUUUGAUGGCUGGCAGCCCCCCGAAGUAAAUGAAGAACCUGGACCUGGGGAACCUGUAAGGAGACAGGCAUCUAUGAGGAGACAGGAGAAUCAACCACCUGCACCCAGCCAGGCUUCCAAGUGGACAUCACCACGUUCUCCACAACAAGCACGCCCAGGUGAGAGAAAGAAGAUGCGUGUUAAGCAUGAUUUCACUUCCAGAAACAUGAGAGAGCUCACCGUCAGAAAAGGAGAAAUGGUCGAGCUGCUGGACAUGUCGAAGCAGUGGUGGAAAGUGAGGAACAACAGAGGGGAGGAAGGCUUCGUACCCAAUAAUAUUCUGGAGUCUGAUGAGGACAAACCUGUCCAGGACAGUGAGGUUCCUCCUGUCCUGACAAAGAGGGCCACACCAGCACAAGUGAAAGCCUGGCUCGAAGACAAGGGCUUCAGCAAAAUCACUGUACGCUGUCUGGGUGGGCUGAGCGGCUCCAUGCUGCUGGGGAUGACCAGACAGGAGCUGAAGUCGGUCUGUCCAGAGGAAGGAGGGCGAGUCUUCUACCAGUUACAGUUAGUCAAGUCUGCUUUGGCUGUUGCCAGCUUAGAAAGAUCAACUUGACGGUAAAAAGGAUAUGAAGGAGGAGGCAGGAGAGGACAUCUUCAUGGACAGAAACAUUGUGAGAUACUGUAAACUUUUAGCUAAUAUUAAGCAAUAGAAAAACGACCAGGUAUAAAGGUGGUUAUAUUUUAUUCUCUUUUGAAAUCAAGUCAUAUGCAUAUACGUACUGUGUUAAAUAAUGUAAAUGUCACUUUAAAAUAUAAUAAUGAAGCUGGUGUCAUUCUGAAGUGUUUCAAGCAAACAUACGAUCAAUUCACUGCAGAGGCCGGCUGAUACUGCAUUUAUUUUAUUUUUUUUGUAAAAUUUCUGAUAUUUCUGUUGUGAUUUAUACUCUUUACGUAUAUUUCGAUAGGGUAACUGUUUUCCAGCAAUGUUUAAGAUAGCAAGUUACCAUAUCAAACUGCAGACACCACACAACUCCGCACCACCAUGUGCUCUGCUACAUGUGCUGCAGACAGUGCUGUUGUAAGCAAUGGUCGGAGCUGCUCUGCUGGACAAAGUGUGAUGAGUUCAAACAUAAUAUUUUUUUUUGCAAUAUGUUCUGUAGCAAUAAGUUUUCACAUCGAUGCAUAUCACACAUCGUGUACACUGAUAGUGAUUAUUGCGUCAGGCUGGAAUUAUGUGAUUAAAUGUAAACUGAAGCACGUUAGAAAGUACACUUAGUAAAGUGUGUAAUAAUACAUUUGUGCAUGAAUGAAUUCUGCAACAGAAAGCAGGGGCCUAAUUCUCGUGGUCAUUUUGUAACCUGUAAAAAAGUAAAAUUCAAUUCUGAUACAUGUUAAGUGAAUUAACAUGCUUUAUUUGUUGUUUAGACAUUACACAUGAACUUCAUCAGAAGCAUCUGAAUCUGUAAAACACUGGCAGUCCAUUUCAAGCAAUAUGGCUACAGAUCAAUGGACAUAAAAUUAUGUAGUAUUUAAAAUAAAAAUCCCACAUCAGAAAAAUGACAUGAGCGUAAAAAGCAAAAAUACAUGUGGAGAAAAAUAUUACCAAAUGCAAACAUAUCUCGAGUGUGAGUGUCAGAAUACUUAAAGUACUGUGAAGUUAGUACGAAGAGAUAAAUCAAGCUGAACAUGAUUACAGAAAAUAUUUAUACAGAAUAAUGUGUGACCACUGUAAUGUCUGAAUAAAUUAUGUGUGUUUUUUGUGUCGG
Messenger RNA from Amphiprion ocellaris (clown anemonefish), 3170 nucleotides. RefSeq names its product EPS8-like 3a (gene eps8l3a). Lineage: Eukaryota; Metazoa; Chordata; Actinopteri; Pomacentridae. The coding region runs from base 173 to 2017 and encodes 614 amino acids. Gene Ontology annotation, molecular function: actin binding. The transcript is spliced from 20 exons. Gene Ontology annotation, biological process: Rho protein signal transduction; regulation of Rho protein signal transduction; positive regulation of ruffle assembly. Gene Ontology annotation, cellular component: vesicle; ruffle membrane; plasma membrane. The record is from RefSeq and is a predicted model, not a curated record.